This is a messenger RNA of Erythranthe guttata (spotted monkey flower), 1190 nucleotides long. Its product is annotated as histone H2A deubiquitinase (DUF3755). The record is from RefSeq and is a predicted model, not a curated record. NCBI's taxonomy places the organism in Eukaryota, Viridiplantae, Streptophyta, Magnoliopsida, Lamiales, Phrymaceae.
UAAUUGUUUUUGUCACGAUUUUUGAAACGCAAUCGAAUUGAAUUCGAAAUUCAGCUCAUAUAUAAUUUUCGAAACGCAAUCGAAUUGAAUUCGAAAUUCAAUUCAGAAGUAAAUUUUUAGGUUUUUAGAUUUCGGUGGUGGGCGUUGAUGGCGGCAAGUGCCAACCCUUCAUCUGGCGGCCAUAGCAACACCAGCAACGGCAAAAAUAAUAGCAGUAACGGCGGCGGACAGGAGAAUGGAAAUGGUGCCGGCGGCCUGUCAGCGACGGAGAAUUCCACGGUGGGGGACACCCAGCCGGGUCUCCGCCACAACCCGGGUCUGUCACUUGAUUGGACUCCCGAGGAACAGUCCACUCUCGAAGAUUUGAUGGCAAAAUUUGCGGCAGAAAACCCCCUUGUUCGUUAUGCUCAAAUUGCUCAAGAAUUAAGAGAUAAGACAGUUCGGGAUGUUGCAUUACGUUGCAGAUGGAUGAGUAAAAAGGAGACUGGCAAGAGAAGGAAAGAUGAUAAUAUUUCAUCAAGGAAAAAUAAAGACAAAAAGGAAAAGGUUACAGACUCAUUGCCAAAAUCUUCUCAAGCUGCAAAUCGCACCAAUGGUCCCCCCUAUGUUCAGCCAAUGCUUUCAGCAGAAAGUGAUGAUGGAAUCUCAUUCAAAGCAAUUGGUGGAGCUGCUGGCCAGCUUCUUGAGCAAAAUGCUCAGGCCUUGGAUCAAAUUUCAGCCAACUUUUCUGCUUGCAAGCUCCACGAUAACAUCAAUCUCUUUUGUCAAGCUCGAAGUAACAUCCUUUCAAUCUUAAACGACUCGAAUGACAUGCCGGAAUUAAUGAAGCAGAUGCCACCUCUUCCUGUGAAGCUGAACGAAGAUCUUGCGAGCACCAUUCUUCCUCGAGCGAAGAAAUCUUGAGAUCCGAGUUUACCAUGACGGAAUAAAUUAGUAUAAGCUUGUUUUUCUUCUUUCUUGAUUGAUGUUUUUGUUUUUGUUUCGUUUUUAAUUUCUGUUGCAUGAUUCGUCGUAGGAGAAAAUCCGUGUAGCUUAUGAACGCGAUCAGUGGUAUUAUAGAACUCAGUCCUGUACAUAGAUAGCUUAGAAGGAAAGAAGUCGUGCUAUUUAAUUAACUAGUGUUUAAUGAGUAUAUAAGGUUUAUAUAUUGAUAAAAAGUUAAAAGUUUAUAAUAUGGUUAUUAUUGUGGU